CCGCCCUUUGGCCUUCCGAAGCCAUCCGACGAAACCGCCAGGUCAAAUCCACCGCCGACCACCGACCCUUUCGGCCUGCCGCAGACACGUUCCACUGACUGCCACUGCCCGUUUGGGCCUGGCUUACUCGUCUACCACGCUCGUUCGUGUCAAGCCUACCUCGCAUUUGCUGCUGCUGCUCUGCUCUGCUUGCUCUCUUGCUUGCGAAACGCACCUCCACGAGCGCCUGCUGCCGUCUCGCCACACAUCCGGAGCGCAGCCAACAUGCAGGCCUCCGAACGAGCUCGCGAGCUGGAGCGGGUCUAUCAACAGCGUCGUGGUCACGGUUCUCACAUUUCCAUCAGCGAUGACAAUCACCACGUAACCGAAGCCAUUCAAGAUCUCUACGGUCGUGACGACGAUUACAACAUGAAGCGCAAUUCACGUCCCCUCAGUUUUAUUACUAGCCCCUUGGGCGAUAGCCUCGAGAGCGCAUUUCAGCCCUUCGAUCCCUUCCCCAACGCUCCCCCGAAAUCUCCUCUGCGCGCCCAGAUGAGCCACUCCCCCAAAGAUGCACCCCGGAGUCCCACAAGCCCUACGAGUCCCAAAGAGCGACCUACGAUGCUCAACAGGCGAACGUCAUCUAACCAGAGUAACAUGAACGGCGGCCUGGCCUCGCCACCCUUGUCGAGGACAAACUCGGAUACCGCGUCGCAACAAUUCCCUCUCAAUGACUUGGACUAUGAAUCAAGUGCAGCGGGCUUAGCCCAGGAAUUGAGCAAUUUGCAGGCCAUUAGACGCAUGUCCAUGGAUGUGAAUACCGCCGACCCCGAUCUCCCCUCAUUCAAAUCAUACGGUUCUGCGACUGUUCCUCCCCAGCAUUUCUCCGAGGAUGAAGACCCAUCCAAGCUUUUCUGGGUUCCUGCACGGCUUCACCCCGAACUUGCACCCAAGGAAUUCAAGACGUUCAUCGAGGAGAAAGUAGAUACCAUCAGGCGCCGAUCCGGAGAUUCGGAUACUCUGUCUCCUGAUGGCGCUCUCGGACGCCAAGCCUCGGGUGGCGGGCUGCGACGCAAAAAGUCCAUGCUAUCGCGGCAGAUCGACAAUGGUAGUGGAUAUCGUGACGGUGCAGAUCGUUUGGAAAGACAGCGUUCCGAUGCCCAUGGAGAGAAUGGACCACUACCCCAGUUGCAGGAAUUGGAGAACAUAGUCGAAGAUCCCGCCUCUUUGGUCCGGCGAAUGAGCGUAGACACCACUAAGAGAAGCUCCGUUACCGAUGGUGAAGGGGACGAGGACGUGCCCAUUCUUCCAGGGAAGGUGGCAGGGCUGGGAACUCUGAAGCGGUCAACACGCACGAAUUACAGAAGGGGUAGUAUCCGCGGCAAAGAGCGGGUGCCCUUUUCACGGCGGGCCGCUAUGGCCAAUGCACAGAAUCUUGGUGAGGACGACCAAUCUGCCCCUGGACCUCCGCGCAAGGAGUCAGAGUUCACGCUCGAGAGAGUGCAAUCUGAGCCGCCGGAGAACUUCUCUCGUCCUACGCGGAAAAGAUCACCGCCGCUCAUGUCUGCCAAGUAUGGUUCAUCCGAUGAUGUAUCUAGGAUGGAAUCUCCCGAACCGCCGGUAGAAGAGCAACGACGACCCCAACAGAAGCCAUUCCAUUCGCGGAUUGCAUCCAACGGCCGGACAACAGCUCCUUUGCCAGGUUACGUACCACCACCCUCUGUACCGCAGAUUGUAGAAACACCUCCACCCCCGGAAAAGCUACGGAAGGCGCCCUUGCAACUCCCUGAACGCAACUCGUCGAGACAAGCAGCUCCAAAUGCCCAACCUCCGCAGAUUCAACCCCAAGCAUCAUCGCAACCCAAUGGACCUCGUCAGCCUCCACCCCAACAACAGCGCCCCGGCUCUUCUGGCCGUCUUAAUCGGCAUGCGCAAGCUUCUCAGGCAUCUCCCAUCCAACCUGCUCAAAGCUUUGAUGAUCUCAUUGGACAACCUAAUGCACUUCCCGUCAACAGCAACAGGGUUGAUUCGCUUACGAUUAUACCCAGCAUGGACGAGAAGAAGUCUGAGAAGAAGUCAAAGGACAAGAAGGAUUCGGAGGGCGGCUCGAGAAAAACAAGUUGGGGCUGGCUGCGUGGUAGCGAUGACAAGGAGCGCGAUAAGAAAGACAAGGAAGAACGAGAAAAGGAGAUGGCCAAGAAGGUUAAGAAUAAGCUCAGCAAGACGCAGGAAAAGCCUCACGAUGAUACAAGACUGGACGUGCUACAGCACGCUGGCCGGGGUCGUGAGAGUGUGGUGCUAGAUCGGGAGAGUGUCAAGCUCGAGGAAGAGCGGAGAAAGGAGAGCUCGAGAAAGUCUGGAACUCCCGAGGGGAAGAAGGAGAAAGAGUCUGGUCUGUUCUCGUCCAUUUUUGGUGGGAGCAAGAAGAAGAGCGAGAAGGAGUCCUCCCAUAAGAAGGGCAAUUCCAUGCGAGGAUUAUCCCCUGAGCCGCCGCCACGGAUCUUGAAACCCGACAUCGACUACAAUUGGACUCGGUUUUCCAUCCUGGAAGAGCGUGCCAUUUAUCGCAUGGCCCAUAUCAAGCUCGCCAAUCCCCGCCGCGAACUGUACUCUCAAGUCCUGCUGAGUAACUUCAUGUAUUCCUAUCUCGCCAAAGUGCAACAGAUGCAUCCGCAAAUAUCCAUUGGCAACUCUGCCCAGGCUAAACAACACCAACGGCAAGCUGCCCAACAGAAGAAGGAACAGCAGCAGGCGCAGCAGCAGCAGCAACAACAGGCGCAACAACCGGAUGAGUUCACACAAUAUCAGCGUUAUCAACAGCAGCAGCACGAGCAGCAAUCAGACGGUCAGGGUGGGUACGCUAAUAACCAAUACCAGCAAGGGAAUGGAAGCUCGGAAUCCCUCAACGAUGACAAUCAUUACCAACAACAGCAGCAGCAGCAAUACAGCAACAACCAGCGAGAUCCCAGGGACUCGCAUCACUCCAACUACGGCAACAACCCGAACAACGGGUACAGCGUAGCCAACAGUCAGAGCUACAUGGGCCAACAGAAAGAUUCAAGAGGAUACUAUGACGAUUCCGAUCGAAGUGAUCGGGAUGACGAUAUGUGGUGA
Periconia digitata is the source of this 3093-nucleotide messenger RNA. The record is from the annotation of a GenBank genome assembly. Lineage: Eukaryota; Fungi; Ascomycota; Dothideomycetes; Pleosporales; Periconiaceae.